CGUUAACACAGCAACAGCAUGCUGACCCAGAGGAGCUUCAGAAAGGCCGACGCCCACUGCACCUCAGGUCCCACAGACAAUAGCCACCAGACUCUGAUUAUUAGUGUGAGCACUGUGAGGUAGUGUGACUGUUGUGGCUGCCCCUCACUCUGCACCAUGGGAGUCAUGCUCAGAGCUGCUAUGUCCCUGAUAAACACAAUGUCACAUGUUGCCUAGUGGACACCUCUUAACAUGCCAUGGGAUUAAAAGACAAAAUGAAAAAACAGGAAACCUUCUGACUUCAGCAGCAUUUGAAGGAGAGUCAGCACCUCUGGCAGCAACGGUGGACUUGAUUUCCCACAUGCCUCAGAGAGGAUGUUUCUUUUGACAGGAAGUAAAGCAACAAAUGGAAGAAGCGAGCGCAGAUCCAUCUACCAGAGGUUCCGUGAGUAUGAUGUGCUGGACAAGAAGAAGACGGUGACAGCUCUGAGAGCAGGAGAGGACAGAGCCAUACUGCUGGGCCUCAGCAUGGUCUUCUUCUCUGUCAUGACGUACUUUGUCCUGGGAAUCACCAUACUGCGCUCUUACUCUGACAGUGUGUGGACUAAUGAGGUCAGCUGCACCAUCGUGAACUCCACCAUCAUGUGGGAUGUAAACUGUUCGUACAGCUGUGGGUCAGAGUGCUGGAAGAACUCCCGCUACCCCUGUCUCCAGGUCUACGUCAGCCUCAACUCCUCAGGAAAGGUGAUGCGACUGCUACACAACGAGGAGACUGAGGACAACAACCCUGAGUGCUUCUACAUCCCAAAGUGUCGUAAAGACUAUGCAGCCACACACGCCAUAGUUCAGAACAUUUCUGGGCGUCUCAGGCCUCAGCACUCAGUUCAGUGUUUCGUGGACCCUGCUGAGAGGAUGGACUGUGCCAUUUUGACUCAGAUUUACGGUCGGGUCGCCGUCUUCCACUCCCUGUUUUGGCCAACCUGCACACUGAUCGGAGGAGCCAUUAUCGUUGCCAUGGUGAAGUUCACUCAGUACCUAUCCAUCAUGUGUGAUCGACUGAGCCGCAUCAAGACGUGACGGAGAGAAAGGCGGCUGGUUCAGAUGGAAGUUCCUGUAAUACGGACAUACGACAUGAGUGGAAGCAUUAGGUGACACCUGGAAUGCUGGGAUUUACACAGUGACAAUCUCAAAGUUUUCAGAAAGAGGAACACGUGUUUUUGAGAAAGUUGAAAGCCACAUUUAAAGAUAAACUGAUGCUGGUUGUACACUUGUGGCCUCUGCUGGUGGUUGAAGUGUAGUAACAAUCUUUGAAAUGAUGAUUUGCAACGUGUUUGUGGAUCAGUCUUUUAAUUUAGUAAAAUCUAUGCAAAUGUGACAUAACAUGUUGACGUAUCUGUUCUGCAUUUGCUGUUAAACAUUUCGGGAAGUAUGAUAUUUCUCUGCCAUUUACUGUCCAAUAAAUAUGAAGCUACAGUUAGCAACUAGUUUGCUUAGCUUAGCACUCCAAACAAAAUGAAACAGCUGGCCUGACUCUCAUAACUACUUACAGUGAGAAAUACUGAGAAACAAAAGCGAUAUUCAUAAUGACAAGUGGUUUCCAUCUGUUUAACGCAGUUUGUCCAGUGUAGUUUUGGGUCUCUUUAUGAGAUUUGUACAAGGUGUUAUGAAAAAUGGUGUAAAAACUGUCUGAAACCAAUGAUAAAGUGUUUUUAAGAUGUCUGCUGUCCUAAAAAAAAUGGGUUACUAAGAUCAAGUUGAACUAGGAAUCCGAGUUUUGUCUAACGCUUAGCAAAAUAGUAUUGUGUAACUGUACUUCUGAAAAUGUCCAACUUGUAAUGACAGAUAUUCGUAUCUUGACACCAAAAGUGCAUUUAAGCCACCUGGGGCCACAUGAACCAAGCGUGGAUUCAAUGCUUAUCCAAUGGGCAGGCAGAGUUCAAGCACAUCAAAUGGGCUAUGAUCAAAUAGCUGAGCCAGCUUUCAUUUCCAGCUCAGAAGAUUGAUCGAUGAAAGAAUGUGUGCUGUCAGUUCAUCAUUAACAUAGUAGCUAGAAAAAUCAUUGGGGCAACCUGGUAGCUUAAUGAUUUGGACGCACACCACAAAUCCCCCAAAUCCCCUGGGUGGUGGCCUAUGGUUCAAUUACUAUUUCCCUGCCCCUCCUGUCCAUGUGCACUAACCAUAUCAAAUAAGAGCACAGAACGGAACAUGGGGGGGCAGCCACUGGCUUUCAAGGCUGUUUUUUUGCAUGGUAGUCAUGAGUACAUGAGUUGACACUG
Messenger RNA from Limanda limanda (common dab), 2255 nucleotides. It is a transcript of the gene s100p, whose product is annotated as calcium-activated potassium channel subunit beta-2. Gene Ontology annotation, biological process: potassium ion transport; detection of calcium ion. NCBI's taxonomy places the organism in Eukaryota, Metazoa, Chordata, Actinopteri, Pleuronectiformes, Pleuronectidae. Gene Ontology annotation, cellular component: voltage-gated potassium channel complex; membrane. The transcript has 6 exons. The coding region runs from base 355 to 1056 and encodes 233 amino acids. Gene Ontology annotation, molecular function: calcium-activated potassium channel activity; potassium channel regulator activity. The record is from RefSeq and is a predicted model, not a curated record.